AUGUACGUAAGCACUAAUUGCGCGGCGGGGGCGGGCGUGUUCGAGCUGCAGAUCCUGGAGUUCUCCAACUACCGCGCGGCGCUGGCGUCGGGCGCGUGCUGCGGCGGCGGCGCGCGCGCAGCGGCCGAGCAGGCGUGCGCCGCGCCGUGCCGCACUCGGUUCACGCUGUGCCUCAAGGAGUACCAGUCCGCCGCCGCGCCCGGCGCCUGCUCCUUCGGCCGCGCCGCCUCGCCAGUGCUCGGCACCGACUCCUUCACGCUCGCCGAGCCGCUCUACACUCUGGCGCUACCCUUCUCUUUCCGUUGGACGAGAUCCUUUACGUUAAUACUGCAAGCUUACGACGACUUCGAGUACUCAGAUCCAGAGGCGGGGCUGGUGGAGGAGGCGUGGUGGUCGGGCAUCGUGGAGCCGAGCGCGGAGUGGCACGCGCUGCAGCACGCGGGCGCGGCGGCCGCCGUGGCGUACCGCGUGCGCGUGCUGUGCCAGCCCAACUACUACAACACCACCUGCACCACCUUCUGCCGGCCGCGGGACGACAAGUUCGGCCACUACUCCUGCACCGCCGAGGGCGACAAGCGCUGCCUGCCCGGCUGGCAGGGCGACAACUGCGAGAAGCCUGUGUGCAAGGAAGGCUGCCACCCGACGCACGGCCGCUGCGACCGCCCCGGAGACUGCGAUUGCCGGCCGGGCUGGCGCGGCGAGCUGUGCGCCCAGUGCCAGCCGUACCCGGGCUGCAAGCACGGCUACUGCAACGGCUCCUCCUGGGACUGCACCUGCGACACCAACUGGGGCGGAAUCCUGUGUGACCAAGAUGUGAACGAGUGUGAACAAAGGGGGGCGGAGGCAGCGAGCGGUGGGCCCGAGGGUGCGCUGGGCCCUUGCGUCAAUGCAGCCGCGUGCAACAACACGGCGGGCGGGUACUCGUGCGCCUGCCUGGCCGGCUGGACCGGCCGCGACUGCGAGGCCAACGUGGACGACUGCACCGGCCAGUGCCUCAACGGCGCCACCUGCAUCGACCUCGUGGACGAUUUUCACUGCGCGUGCGCGGCCGGCUACUCGGGCCGCACGUGCGCGCUCGACGUCGACGACUGCGCGCCGCGCCCCUGUCGCAACGGCGGCGAGUGCGUCGACCUGCUCAACGCGUACCGCUGCAUCUGCCCCGUCGGCUUCUCCGGCACCAACUGCGAGCUGACCUCCUGUUACGGACGUUAUUGCGUGGACGACCGCGACCACUGCGCGGGCGCUCCGUGCGGGAACGGCGCAGCCUGCUACACGGCCCAGAGCGACUACUACUGCCACUGCGCCCCCGGCUGGACCGGCAAGAACUGUACGCAGCGCGCAGCUAAAGAACAGGUGAACGAGUGCGCGAGCAGCCCCUGUCGCAACAACGGCAGCUGCGUGGAUGGCACCGCAGACUUCACGUGCAUCUGUCGCGACGGCUGGACCGGUAAAACUUGCUCAAUACGUGUAGAUGGAAUCGAGCACUGUCCCGAAGGAACUUGUGCAAACGGAGGUACGUGCGUGCGCGAGGGAGGAGGCUGGCGCUGCGUUUGCGCGGGCGGCUGGGCGGGCGCCGCCUGCGACACGGCGCCGGCACCUGCAGCGCCUGCCUGCCCGUGCGCGGCGGGCGGCACCUGCGUGCCCACCGCGGCGCCGCCCGGCUGGGCCUGCGCGUGCCGCGAGGGCCGCACGGGCGCGCGCUGCGAGCUGGCGGCCGAGCCGUGUGCGUCGGCGCCGUGCCGCAACGGCGGGCGCUGCGUGGGCGGCGCGGGCUGGUGGGCGUGCGAGUGCGCGGCGGGCUGGUCGGGCGACACGUGCUCGGUGCGCGCGUGCGCGGCGGCGUGCCCGCCGGCGGCGGCGUGCGUGGCGGACCCGCUGCGGCCGGAGCGCGGCGCGCGCUGCGUGUGCGUGCCGAGUGCGCCGGCGCUGUGUCUGCGCGGGCCGUGCGCGGCGCUGGGCGAGUGUCGGCGCGUGGCGGGCCGCCGCGUCGAGCCGCCCGCGCUGCCCGCGCCGCCCGCCUGCUGGCCCGGCGCCCGCGCGCGCGUCCCGCCCGGCUGUGCGCGCGCCACGCUGCAGCUCGCGCGCGAGCGACUGGCGCGCGGCGCGCACGUCGAGCGAGCCUGCGCCGCGCUGCGUCGGGCGCUGGCCGCGGCGCUGGCGGCCACCUCGCAUGGCGCGCCGCCGGCGCCGCCACUCGCGCUGCUCUGUGACUUGGCAGCUGACGAUGACGAUGCACUAGACCUCGCUCUGUGGAUUGGCGAUGAAGUGGGAACUGACGGUACCGAGCGAGCCGAGGCGCUGGGGGCUGCCGUGCGAGCGCUCAGCGACCUCGUGGCGCGGCGCCGCCUCGCGCAGCACGCGCUGCUCGGCGCCGCGCUGCGCCUGCGCGUGCCCGCAGCGCCCGCGCUGCUCGCUGACCCCUCGGCGCCCGCACCCGCACUUACCAUGGCGCUGGCGGCGCUGGGGCUGCUCAUAUUGGUGGCGGUGGCAGCAGCCCUCGUAUUCUGGCUGCGACGACGUCGCGCCGCCGCCGCCGCCGAGCGGUCCCGACGUUGCGACGAGGAAAAGUCGAACAACUUACAAAACGAAGAGAACUUGCGGCGCUACGCGAACCCGCUCCGCGACGAGCCGGCGGCGGGCGCGGCGCGGCGGCCGGCGGACGAGCUGCCGCGCGCGCACUCGCUGUACAAGGCGCAGAACGCGGACGCGCGCAACGACACGCCGCCGCGCGACAAGGAGCUGACGAAGCGCGCGCUGCCGCCGCCCGAGCCGCCGCCCACGCGCCACGCGCCGCCCGAGCGCCUCACGGUGCUCGUGUGACGCCGCCGCUCUCUCUGUGAUAGUGCCGCGCGCACGACAUUAACUAUUUAUUGUUUUACGACAUACAUCGCCAUUUUGUAAAUAUUGUAUUUUAUGUAAAUAAUGUUGAUCCGUGUGAAAGCUUUGUACGUUUUGUGAGUGAAAAAUGAAGUAUUUUUGUUUGUAAAGGUUGUAAAGAGAAAAUGACAAGUUGUUGUAAUAAAAAUAAACUGAGUUUAUUCAAUUGUUUUAUUAUCAUA
Spodoptera littoralis (African cotton leafworm) is the source of this 3059-nucleotide messenger RNA. NCBI's taxonomy places the organism in Eukaryota, Metazoa, Arthropoda, Insecta, Lepidoptera, Noctuidae. The record is from the annotation of a GenBank genome assembly.